Messenger RNA from Onychomys torridus (southern grasshopper mouse), 1453 nucleotides. It is a transcript of the gene Tafazzin, whose product is annotated as tafazzin. Gene Ontology annotation, biological process: cardiolipin acyl-chain remodeling; inner mitochondrial membrane organization. The record is from RefSeq and is a predicted model, not a curated record. Gene Ontology annotation, cellular component: mitochondrial membrane. NCBI's taxonomy places the organism in Eukaryota, Metazoa, Chordata, Mammalia, Rodentia, Cricetidae. Gene Ontology annotation, molecular function: 1-acylglycerophosphocholine O-acyltransferase activity. The coding region runs from base 441 to 1232 and encodes 263 amino acids. The transcript is spliced from 10 exons.
CUGCGUAGCUCACAUCACCUAUAGUCACUAGAAUUAAGGAACCAAAGAGACAUGUAGCUUCCGGCGGUCUCUAGCCAAGACCCAGACCGGAGGGAGGCGGGGCGAGGCUGGCGUAGACCUGCCCCCGGCAGCCGUCAAGCGACCUAGGCGUGUUUUGCGACAUCAGGCGAGGAGCCUUUUCCGGCGGGUACGCGGACCCUGAGGCCGCCAAGGCAAGCUCUUUUAGUAUGUAUGGCUCCCCCCAGGAACCCUGGCUCCUGGCCAUAGCGGCGCGCUUCUCUGUCUAGAGAGAGGUGCUAAGGAGGCUCUGAGCUACCCCACUAGGUGACCUUAGUCUAGCCCCCUGCUAGUGUGCCUGAGAUCUCUCUCCUGAACGGUGGAGGACACGGGCUGGCCCGGGGCAGGAGGAGCUCCGGGCUGCAGGGUCAGGACCGGAGGAGAUGCCCCUCCACGUGAAGUGGCCGUUUCCCGCGGUGCCCCGGCUCACCUGGACCAUAGCCAGCAGCGUCGUCAUGGGCCUGGUGGGCACCUACAGCUGCUUCUGGACCAAGUACAUGAACCAACUUACCGUGCACAACAAAGAAGUGUUGUAUGAGCUCAUUGAGAACCGAGGCCCUGCCACACCCCUCAUCACCGUCUCCAACCACCAAUCCUGCAUGGAUGACCCUCAUCUAUGGGGAAUCCUGAAACUUCGCCACAUCUGGAACCUGAAGUUGAUGCGUUGGACCCCAGCAGCUGCAGACAUCUGCUUCACCAAGGAGCUGCACUCUCAUUUCUUCAGCUUGGGCAAAUGUGUGCCUGUGUGUCGAGGAGAUGGUGUCUACCAGAAAGGGAUGGACUUCAUUUUGGAGAAGCUUAACCAUGGGGACUGGGUACACAUCUUUCCAGAAGGGAAAGUAAACAUGAGUUCUGAGUUCCUGCGCUUCAAAUGGGUAGGAAUUGGACGGCUGAUUGCUGAGUGUCAUCUAAAUCCCAUCAUCCUGCCACUAUGGCAUGUUGGAAUGAAUGAUGUCCUCCCUAAUAGCCCACCCUACUUCCCCCGAUUUGGACAGAAAAUCACCGUGCUGAUCGGGAAGCCCUUCAGUGCACUCCCUGUGCUUGAGCGGCUCCGGGCAGAAAACAAGUCAGCUGUGGAGAUUCGGAAAGCCAUCACAGACUUCAUUCAAGAGGAAUUCCAGCGGCUGAAGAUGCAGGCGGAACAGCUCCACAACCAUUUCCAGCCUGGAAGAUAGGUUUUGCCUGCCCUGUCUGUGCCGUGAAAUCCUUAGCCAAGGAAGCACUGGAUCUUCCCUUGGGAGGGUUUGGGAAGUGGUGGUGCAGGACCCUGCCCAACCCUGCUUGGCUCUGUACUGCCUUUGAGAUUCUUCCCUGCACAAAACUGAGGCUGGAAGAUGAACUGAUGCUUUUAACUCAGAUAGAUUGGCUCAUAAUCCCUGUUGUAUACUCUUUCUUU